Messenger RNA from Brassica oleracea var. oleracea, 3042 nucleotides. Its product is annotated as CSC1-like protein At1g62320. The record is from RefSeq and is a predicted model, not a curated record. Gene Ontology annotation, cellular component: plasma membrane. Gene Ontology annotation, molecular function: calcium-activated cation channel activity. Lineage: Eukaryota; Viridiplantae; Streptophyta; Magnoliopsida; Brassicales; Brassicaceae. Bases 478 to 2817 code for a protein of 779 amino acids. The transcript has 12 exons.
UUAUGUAUUUGACAAAAACGGCACGACGUCUCUUUUUUUUUCUCUUCCAAAUUUGUGUGCUGUUAAACAUAACCGAUCUCUCUGUUUCUAUACUCUGUUUUUUCCUCUUUCUCUCUCUCUCAUUCUGCUUCUUUUUUCCCUUAUCUGUUUCUGUUUCUGUUUCAUCUUUAGCUUUGUGUCUGAGAAAGCAGAAGAGAAAGCUAAAUACUUGUUUGGAUUUGCGCAAUGCUUUUCCUUGGAUAAAACUCGGAGGAAUAGUAUUCCUUCAUGACUAUCCAAACAUGCUCCAAUUAUUUUCCUGGGUUCUUGUCUUUAUUUGGCAUCAUUCUGUAACCUAAUCGCAAUGUUGCUUCUUGAAAAAGGGCUGACUUUAUUUUUGGUCAACGAAAGCUAAAAGAUUCUAAAGGUGAAAGAAAUUUAAAGGGUUUAGUGUUCAAAAAAAAAGAAAAAAAAUUUAAAGGGUUUUAUAUAGUUGAGAUGGCGACUUUAUCAGAUAUUGGAGUAGCGGCUGCAAUAAACAUUCUAAGUGCUUUGAUAUUCCUUUUGCUAUUUGCAAUCUUGAGGAUCCAACCAAUCAACGAUAGGGUUUAUUUCCCUAAAUGGUACUUAAAAGGUCUUAGGAGCAGCCCGGUUACUUCGGGUGCUUUUGUGACCAAAGUUGCGAAUUUUGAUUUCGGAUCUUACAUACGGUUCUUAAACUGGAUCCCCGCGGCGCUCAAGAUGCCAGAAGCUGAACUUAUUGAUCAUGCUGGUUUGGAUUCUGCCGUCUACUUGAGGAUUUACUUGAUUGGACUUAAGAUCUUUGUUCCGAUCGCAUUACUUUCAUGGUCAAUUCUGGUACCUGUCAAUUGGACUAGUGAUGGACUGCAGCUAGCACAACUACGUAAUGUAACAUCGAGCGAUAUCGAUAAGCUUUCGAUUUCAAAUGUCAUAUAUGGAUCAGACAGGUUUUGGGCGCAUCUUGUGAUGGAAUACGCAUUCACAUUCUGGACUUGUUAUGUUCUUAUGAAUGAAUAUGAGAAAAUAGCUUCAAUGCGGUUAGCAUUUCUCCAAUCCGAAAAGCGACGUGCUGAUCAAUUCACCGUUCUGGUUAGGAACGUACCACCGGACUCACACGAGUCAAUUAGCGAAAAUGUGGAGCAUUUCUUUAUGGUUAACCACCCGGAUCAUUAUCUUACAAAUCAGGUGGUUUACAAUGCAAAUGAAUUGGCUGGCUUAGUAGAAGAGAAGAAGAAAAUGCAGAACUGGUUUGAUUACUACCAACUGAAGUAUACAAGAAACAAGGAACACAGGCCAAGAGUAAAGUUGGGGUUUCUUGGUCUAUGGGGAAAGAAAGUAGAUGCAAUGGAUCAUUAUACAGCUGAGAUCGAGAAGCUAAGCGAGCAGAUAAUGGCAGAAAGGAAGAGAGUAAAGAAAGACGAAAAUGGUGUAAUCCCAGCAGCUUUUGUCUCUUUUAAAACACGUUGGGGCGCUGCGGUUUGCGCACAGACCCAACAGACAAAGAAUCCAACCGAGUGGUUAACCGAAUGGGCUCCCGAGGCAAGAGAAGUGUAUUGGCCAAACCUUGCCACGCCUUACGUGUCUCUCACGGUGAGGAGAUUUGUAAUGCACGUUGCCUUCUUCUUCCUCACUUUUUUCUUCAUCAUCCCAAUCGCAUUUGUGCAAUCCCUUGCGAGUAUCGAAGGUAUCCAAAAAUCCGCUCCGUUCCUCAAUACCAUCAUAGAAAAGAAGUUUAUUAAAUCGGUGAUCCAAGGGUUUCUUCCCGGUAUUGUCUUGAAGCUCUUUCUGAUAUUUCUGCCGACGAUCUUGAUGAUCAUGUCGAAAUUCGAAGGUUUUGUUUCAAUAUCAUCAUUAGAGAGAAGAGCCGCUUUCAGAUAUUAUCUAUUCAACCUUGUGAAUGUUUUCCUCGGUAGCAUAAUCACCGGAUCUGCAUUUGAACAGCUAGAUUCUUUCCUUAAACAAUCCGCUGAUCAGAUUCCACGGACGGUUGGGGUAGCCAUUCCAAUAAAGGCAACGUUCUUUAUAACGUAUAUAAUGGUUGAUGGUUGGGCCGGUGUGGCUGGAGAGAUUCUUAGGUUGAAACCGUUUGUCAUUUUCCAUUUGAAGAACUUCUUCUUGGUGAAAACUGAAAAAGAUAGAGAAGAAGCAAUGGAUCCGGGACAGAUUGAUUUUUAUGCAACGGAGCCUCGGAUUCAACUCUACUUCCUCCUUGGUCUUGUCUAUGCUCCAGUCACACCCGUUCUACUUCCGUUCAUCAUCUUCUUCUUUGGUUUCGCUUACCUCAUCUUCCGUCAUCAGAUCAUAAAUGUGUAUAAUCAAGAGUAUGAGAGCGCGGCUGCGUACUGGCCGGACGUCCAUGGACGUAUAAUAUCAGCAUUGAUCAUCUCUCAAAUCCUUUUGAUUGGAUUAAUGAGCACAAAAGGAAAAGCUCAGUCCACGCCUUUUCUUGUCAUUCUACCCAUUCUCACCAUCGGUUUUCACCGGUUCUGCAAAGGCCGGUAUGAAUCUGCAUUCGUCGUUAACCCUUUGCAGGAAUCUAUGAUUAAGGAUACGUUGGAACGCGCAAGAGAGCCCAACUUGAAUCUUAAAGGGUUUCUUCAAAACGCAUAUAUUCAUCCAGUUUUUAAAGACGAAGAAUGCGAAGAUGACCAGUAUGAGGAACUUAACGAGGAUUCGGAUGACGAAAAUUGUGUAGUUGUACCUACCAAGCGUCAGUCUCGAAGAACCACCGCUAGCAGCAGCAAUCCGAAUGGUGGUUCGUCACAACCCCUGUCUUGUAAUCAACCUGACACUGGUAAAGGAAAACCGGAGCCUUGAUGUUCAAUGAGUAAAUCAUUAUAACGUUUUGGUUGUAUAUUCAGUACUAAAAGAAACAUAAUUGAUGCAUAUAUAUCAUUUUGUUUGGAUUUUUGUGAACAGUUUUGUAUAUUUCAAUGCUUGUCAUUCUGUUGUAUGAGUUUGUUGUCACUAUUCUAUUACACGAUUGUAUAAAAAAAAGAGAAAUUCUUACCUCUAGAUUCACCGACCAAUAGUGUUUGAGUA